Molecule: messenger RNA, 773 nt
Organism: Cuscuta epithymum
Lineage: Eukaryota; Viridiplantae; Streptophyta; Magnoliopsida; Solanales; Convolvulaceae
Source: the annotation of a GenBank genome assembly
UUCGAAUUGCACAAACGUACAUUCUGAUGAACUGCCCGGAAGUUAUUCCGUAUUACAAUGAUUAUAGACAAAUGCUUUCUCAAGCUGGUUAUUCCAAUGAGGUCAUUGAUGCGACAAUCGACACUGAUUUUCUAGGAUGGUUCAAAUCUACGAUACUCAGUGAAGCUAAAAUUUCUCCUGUUGAUUCUUUAUUGGAGUCAUUAGCAUGGGGUCCUGAAACACUUGUGAGGUGUUGGUCUAUAUAUUUUAUCAAUGGCUACAAAUAUCAUACACGGGCUUACGGAGACAAUAAACUCACUAUGAACAGUGGUGUGAGCGUGUCGACUUGUAGUUAUGACAAUUCAGAGACUAGUUUUUUUGGAUAUGUGGAUGAAAUACUGGAAAUGGAAUUCCCUAGCCACAACAAGUUAUCGUGUGUAUUAUUCAAAUGCACUUUGGUGGUUCCAGUGAGGGGGUGAAAAAGGAUCACAAACAUAACUUGGUGGAUGUUAAUCACAAGCGUGUGUAUUCGAAAAAUGAACCUUUCAUAUUAGCUCAACAGGCUGCCCAGGUGUAUUACGCGGAAUAUCUGUCGACAUGGAUCAAUCGCACUGGCUGGGUAAGUGCAUGCACUAUUAGACCAAGAAAAGUUGUUUCUCACGCGGUACAAAAAAACAUUGAUAUUGAUGUUUACCAACAAGAGUUUUUCCAAGCCCCAGUUCGAGACAUUAUUGAGGAGGAUAUCUUUUUGAAAGAUUCUUCUGGAGCAAAAAUUGAGCUUGACCCCAAUGAUG